GGCAUAUACGCAUGUUCCAUUCCAUGUGCCCUCCCACAUAAGAUGCCAGACACCACUCCUUUGCAUACUUUUCCUUCGAACAUGGCCCAAUCCCAUCCCACCAUCACUCCACUCUAUUCAUCUCUCCCUGCUGUCCCGCACCAUCAUCCUCCCACGCAAAUUUCCUCCAAAACCCUCUCCCAGUACUCAUCGUCCUCGGACUCUCGGACUCUAUCUCAUGGCAAUCCCAGAGAGUGCUACGGAACCCGAAACCCCCAAGUGGAGGAGAAGCAUUUCUACUCAGUGUGGGCGGUGCCGCCGGACGACGUUGCAGCCAGGCUCAAGAAGCUGAUGGAGGGCCUACGGUCCGAGUUCGGUGGGCCACAGUUCGAGCCCCACAUCACCGUCGUCGGAGCCAUCAGUUUGACGCCGGACGAUGCGCUUAGCAGGUUCAGGUCAGCGUGCGAUGGCCUCAAGGCCUACACUGCCACCGUUGAUCGUGUGGCCACGGGGACCUUCUUCUAUCAGUGUGUAUACGUCCUCAUUCAUCCAACGACUCAGGUGGUGGAAACUAGCGCGCACUGCUCUGGCCAUUUUGGAUACAAGAGCUCGACUCCUUACAUGCCACAUCUGAGCCUCCUCUAUGGGGAUCUGACUGAUGAUGAGAAGAGCAGAGCUCAAGAAAAAGCCAGCAUUCUUGAUGAAAGCAUUAGCAGCCUGAGCUUCCCAGUCAGUCGCCUUGCAUUAUACAAAACAGACACCGAAGACAAAACUCUCAAAUCUUGGGAGAAAAUUGCCGAAUACAGCCUUAGCCCAAAUUAGCUUUAUGUCUUGUGUUUGUAGUAAGUGUAAUGGGGUCCCUCUGCCUCUUCGUGAUUUUAGUUUGUAAUAAUGACAAUUGCCCCUAUUGACAUUGCACUGGUGUUCUUA
Molecule: messenger RNA, 909 nt
Organism: Juglans microcarpa x Juglans regia
Lineage: Eukaryota; Viridiplantae; Streptophyta; Magnoliopsida; Fagales; Juglandaceae
Product: cyclic phosphodiesterase-like
Exons: 3
Coding region: 43-801 (252 amino acids)
Biological process (GO): cyclic nucleotide metabolic process
Molecular function (GO): 2',3'-cyclic-nucleotide 3'-phosphodiesterase activity
Source: RefSeq, a predicted model, not a curated record